Candidozyma haemuli is the source of this 435-nucleotide messenger RNA. RefSeq names its product mitochondrial 54S ribosomal protein uL11m (gene MRPL19). NCBI's taxonomy places the organism in Eukaryota, Fungi, Ascomycota, Pichiomycetes, Serinales, Metschnikowiaceae. Gene Ontology annotation, cellular component: ribosome; mitochondrial large ribosomal subunit. The record is from RefSeq and is a predicted model, not a curated record. The transcript has a single exon. The coding region runs from base 1 to 435 and encodes 144 amino acids. Gene Ontology annotation, molecular function: large ribosomal subunit rRNA binding; structural constituent of ribosome. Gene Ontology annotation, biological process: translation.
AUGUCUGCCAAAAACGUCUUGGUCAAGUUGAUUGUGGGUGCUGGCCAGGCUGCUCCAGCUCCUCCUGUGGGUCCAGCUUUGGGUUCGAAAGGUGUCAAGGCCAUCGACUUUUGUAAAGAGUUCAACGCCAGAUCUGCUCAUUACGCUCCAGGUACUCCCAUUCCAGUUCUUUUGACCGUCAAGCCAAACAGGACGUUUACAUUUGAAAUGAACUCUCCUCCUACGUCGUGGCUUCUUUUGAAGGCCGCUCAGGCUCCUCAGGGUGCUGGUAGACCUACCCACGAGUCUGUGGGAGAGACGCUUUCCUUGAAACACAUUUAUGAGAUUGCAAAGAUCAAGAAAACCGACGAAAGACACAAGGAUUUGUCCUUGCAGCAGAUAUGCGGAGGGAUCAUCCUGACGGCGGAGGCCAUCGGUGUCCGUGUGGAGCCAUAG